AUGCAGGGAGCCUGGAUACUGCUGCUGCUGCUGCUGCUGCUGCUGGGCCUCAGGCUCCAGCUGUCCUUUGGUGUCAUUCCAGUGGAGGAGAACUCGGCCUUCUGAAAUCAAAAGGCGAAGAAGGCCCUGGAUGUUGCAAAAAAGCUGCAGCCCAUUCAGACACCAGCCAGGAACCUCAUCAUCUUCCUGGGAGACAGGUUGGGGGUGCCCACGGUGACAGCCACCAGGAUCCUAAAGGGACAGUUGGAAGGCCAUCUAGGACUGGAGACACCCCUAGCCAUGGACCACUUCCCAUACAUGGCUCUGUCCAAGACAUACAGUGUAGACAGACAGGUCCCAGACAGUGCAGGCACAGCAACCGCCUAUCUCUGUGGGAUCAAGACCAACUACAAGACCAUCGGCCUGAGUGCAGCUGCUCGAUUCGACCAGUGCAAUGAGGUCUUCUCAGUGAUGCACCGUGCAAAAAGAGAAGGCAAGUCUGUGGGAGUGGUGACCGCCACGUCGGUGCAGCACGCCUCUCUGGCCGGCACCUGCGUGCACACUGUGAACCAUGGUUGGUACUCGGAUGCACAAAUGCCUGCCUCAGCGCUGCAGGAUGGCUGCAAAGACAUCUCUACUCAGCUCAUCUCCAACAUGGACAUUGAUGUGAUCCUUGGUGGGGGCUGCAAGUUCAUGUUUCCUAAGGGGACACCAGACCCUGAGUACUCAGGCAACAGCACUCAGUUCAGAAGCAGGAUGGAUGGACAGAAUCUGGUACAGAAGUGGCUGGCAAAACACCAGGCUGGCUUUGUCCCUGCAGGGGCCCAAUAUGUUUGGAACCAUAAGGAGCUCAUUCAGGCAUCACAGGACUCAGCAGUGACUCACCUCAUAGGCCUCUGUGAACCUAACGACAUGAAAUAUGACAUUCACCAAGACCCUGCUCAAGACCCUUCCCUGGCCGAGAUGACGGAGGUAGUUGUGUGCAUGCUGCGCAGGAACCCCAAAGGCUUCUAUCUCUUUGUGGAAGGGGGCCUCAUCGACCAUAGCCACCAUGAUUCCAUAGCCUAUUGUGCCCUGACUGAGGCUGUCAUGUUCGACUCGGCCGUUGACAAGGCAGACAAGCUCACCAGUGAGCAGGACACGAUGAUCCUUGUCACUGCCAACCACUCUCACGUCUUCUCUUUUGGUGGCUAUGUGCCUCGAGGGAACUCUGUCUUUGGACUGGGGGCCCCCUUCAAUGCUCUGGAUGGCAGAUCUUUUACCUCAAUCCUAUAUGGCAAUGGUCCCGGCUAUAAACUUCAGAAAGGUACCCGGCCAGAUGUCACUGACAAAGAGAGUCGUGACCCCAAGUACCGGCAGCAGGCGGCUGUACCCCUGUCAUCAGAAACCCACAGCGGGGAGGACGUGGCAAUAUUCGUGCGUGGCCCGCAGGCGCACCUGGUGCACGGAGUUCAGGAGCAGAACAACAUCUCGCACGUCAUGGCCUUCGCAGCCUGCUUGGAGCCCUACACUGACUGCGGCCUGGUGCACCCUGCUGGCUGGAGCAGUGCGGUGAGCCGGGGCCACACCUCCACCUUGCUAUUCCUGCGGGCUGGGACAAUGUUGAUAUUGAUGGUGGCAGCUGAACCCUGA
Messenger RNA from Mus caroli (Ryukyu mouse), 1611 nucleotides. Its product is annotated as alkaline phosphatase, germ cell type-like. Gene Ontology annotation, biological process: dephosphorylation. Gene Ontology annotation, molecular function: alkaline phosphatase activity. NCBI's taxonomy places the organism in Eukaryota, Metazoa, Chordata, Mammalia, Rodentia, Muridae. The record is from RefSeq and is a predicted model, not a curated record. Gene Ontology annotation, cellular component: plasma membrane.